Molecule: messenger RNA, 1122 nt
Organism: Lodderomyces parapsilosis
Lineage: Eukaryota; Fungi; Ascomycota; Pichiomycetes; Serinales; Debaryomycetaceae
Source: the annotation of a RefSeq genome assembly
UAUAAAACAAGCAAUAGCCCAAAAUCAUUUAAAAUAUCUCAUCCUCGUAAAAGUGUUUUUAUUAUUAAACGUAACUUAUCCACUAGUAGUAAAUUAUAUAAGUCUAAAACAAUAAAUAUUGAUAAUCUUAUUAAACCAGAUCAAGAUUGAUCUACUCUCUCAGAAAUAUUUGAAGAAUUAGGUGUAACUCCUGAAAUUUCAUGAGAUAAUUUACAUGAUCCUUAUGUUAGAGAAGCUAUUAGAUCUGAAUUAAAAUCUAAAAGUGGUAUUUAUAUUAUUAUUAAUAAAAUUUCACGUAACUAUUAUAUAGGUUCUGCACAAACUAAUAAUUUAUAUCGUAGAUUUCAUAAUCAUUUACUUACUAACAAUAAUAAAGGUAGUAAAAUUGUGCAAAGAGCAGUAAAUAAAGAUGGUUUAAACAAUUUUGUAUUUGCUAUAAUAGAAUAUUAUCCUUUUAUUGUUACUAAUGACAAUAAACAAGAAUUAUUAGCUUUAGAAACUUCUUAUAUAGGAUUAUUACUUCCUAUAUAUAAUAUAGAAACUGAAGCUAGUCGUUGAUCUGGUUUAAAGUCUGAUCAAGUUACUUUCUCUAAUAAACUUAAUUUAAUUAAAUUAUCUUUACUAGAAGAACGUAAAGAGUUACUUAAAUCUAUUAAGGAUAAACAUAUGGAAGAGUAUAAUGCUCAAAGAUCUAAAAAACUUAGUGAAAUAGCUAAAAAUAGAACUUCUGAUUAUUGAACACCGAAAGGUAUUGCUAAUAUUAGUAAAGGUUCAAGGAAAGUUAUAUUUCUUAAAUCUUCAUUAACUGAUCAUAACAAUCUUUGUCAAUUUGAAAAAGUUACAUCUGCUGCUAAUUAUUUAUGUUGUAGUCAAAAAACUAUUCAACGAGCAUUACACGCUGGCUAUAUAUAUGUACCUAAUACAUUUUUAACUUAUUUAUCUCCAAUUUAUUUAGAUAAAUCUAAUUGUAUUUUAGAUAAUAUUGAUACUACUACUUUAGGUAAAAAAUACGAAUAUACUAAACCUAAAAAAGGGUUUAAACUUAAAUUAAAAGCUACUUUAAUGAAAAAAUCUAACUUUACUAAAAUAUAUAUUUCUAGUACUUUAGCUAGAUUAAUAUAA